Dicentrarchus labrax (European seabass) is the source of this 1624-nucleotide messenger RNA. It is a transcript of the gene guca1aa, whose product is annotated as guanylate cyclase activator 1A. The transcript has 4 exons. Bases 247 to 816 code for a protein of 189 amino acids. Gene Ontology annotation, molecular function: calcium sensitive guanylate cyclase activator activity; calcium ion binding. The record is from RefSeq and is a predicted model, not a curated record. Lineage: Eukaryota; Metazoa; Chordata; Actinopteri; Moronidae.
AUGUUUGCAUGGAUUACAGCCGGUGAUUAAACCCAAGGAGAACACAGAAGGGACAUCCCUAAACUCAGGCGGCUACAAAAGGCCCCCGCCAGCCGCUACUCUCACCCUAAGUCCCAUUGUUGUGUGACUGUGAAGAGGGAUAACCUCCGCUUCACAGUAGACCCAUUGGGCUGAGAGGUUUGUGCACCAGCUGCAACAAAAAGGCUCCAUAUUUCUUAUCUACACAUACUCGGGUGUAAGAGAGAAAUGGGUAACUCAACAGGAAGCACCGUGGACGACCUGCAGGCGGUGGAGAUGCACCUCUGGUACAAGAAGUUCAUGACCGAGUGCCCCUCAGGUCAGCUCACCCUGCACGAGUUCAAGCAGUUCUUCGGCCUGCGAGGGCUGGACCCCGAGGCCAACGCCUACAUAGAGCAGAUGUUCCGCACGUUUGACAUGAACAAGGAUGGCUACAUAGACUUCAUGGAGUAUGUGGCCGCUCUCAGUCUGGUGAUGCGAGGAAAGAUGGAGCACAAGCUGCGCUGGUAUUUCAAGCUUUAUGAUGUGGAUGGCAACGGCUGCAUUGACCGACACGAGCUCCUCAACAUCAUAAAGGCCAUCCGAGCAAUCAAUGGGAAUGAAAAUCAGGACAUCAGUGCUGAGGAUUUCACUAACCGUGUGUUUGACAGGAUUGAUAUAAAUGGAGACGGUGAGCUUUCCUUGGAGGAGUUUGUGGCCGGCGCUCGCACUGACGAGGAUUUCAUGGAGGUGAUGAUAAAGAGUCUGGACCUCACCCACAUUGUGGCUAUGAUCCACAACAGGAGGCACAGCGUUUAGGAUCUGCCCAGUCCGACUACCUCAUCCUCAUUCAUGAUUUAACCCGAGAGCUUCAGUACAUCGCCUCUGGUAAAAAAGUAAUUUAUAGACUGAGAUUUCUAUUAAGAUUGAAUCCAGUUUAAUAUAAUGCCAGUGUACUGCAAACACUGACAUUUCUUUUUCUUUCUUGAAUCUCUAAAAGAGUGACACACAUGCACUUUAAAUGCAUUUGGAUGACUCAGUCAACCUUUGCAAACUGGUCAUUGUCCUUGUUUAAUGACGCUGAGCUCUCCCAAGGCCACCUUGGCAUGAGGGAUGAUCUCUCAGACGGUCCACUUACCCACUGAUACCUCGGGGGAUAAAAGAGGGAGAUAGUGGAGUAGAGUGGCAAUUAUACGCACUCAAUGCUUUCCAAAUCUUUUUUUUUUCCCUGGGUCUGAGCUCCUCUGCAUCAAAUUACUCAACUCUCUGUUUACCCGUUCUUGCCUGUGGGUAAACAGGAGGAAAACUAUGACUCCGCAGUGUGCUUAACAUCCUAACAUCCACGCUAAUGUCAAGUCAAAGGCUCUAACACAGGAAGAGAUUUGAAGAAAUUAAGCAGUGUGUGCAGAUACAAAUGUUUUACCUUUUAUUUUUAUAUUUUUCACCUUUUUUUAAACUUUUAAAAAAAGGAUUCAAGUUGAAGCAAAAGGCGAAAAAUUACUGGCUUGGGGUUUUGUAACAUAUUGGUGUGUGGGUGUUUCUUUGGCCGUAUGUUUCUCUGCCUGUUCAGCAUACAUACAGAUAUAGAUCACCUCUGUUGUUACUUAUUUGUACAAUAAAAACCUAU